Molecule: messenger RNA, 5685 nt
Organism: Nothoprocta perdicaria
Lineage: Eukaryota; Metazoa; Chordata; Aves; Tinamiformes; Tinamidae
Product: tankyrase-1-like
Exons: 31
Coding region: 1-5499 (1832 amino acids)
Cellular component (GO): cytoplasm; nucleus
Molecular function (GO): protein binding; NAD+ poly-ADP-ribosyltransferase activity
Source: RefSeq, a predicted model, not a curated record
AUGACCUCGUCGGCGCCGGCGGCGCCCAGCAGCUUGCGGAGCAGCGCGGCGCCGUCGCGCUCGCAGAACACGCUGAGCACGUCGAUGAGGCGCGGCAGGUUGUGGAACACGUACUCGCGCAGCGUAGCUCAGGGCGCUCUGGAGCCGGUCCUCGGUGAGGCCGGCCUGCAGGCCCAGGCGCGCCGAGUCCCACCAGCUGAGCCAGAGGCGGCGCGCGGGCGGGCGCAGGUGCAGCUCCUCCAGCACCUGCCAGGAGCGCGGCAGCACGCGGUGCAGGUUGGGGAAGAUGUCGCGGUGCUCGGCCACGGAGAGCAGCUUGUCGCGCAGGCGCCGCGCCUGGCCGCGCUCGCGGCAGCCGAAGGGCAGCACGGGCGACAGGAUCUGCGGGCGGUUGUUGAGCAGGUACUGGCACUGCGCCUUCUUGCGGCGCAGGUUCUUGUCGGACACGCCGUAGAAGGCGGCGUGCGGGCUGGAGCCGCGCACCUCCAGGUCCUGCGCCAGCGCCUCGUCCACCUGCCGCACGAGGCCGCGCAGGCGCUCGCCGUCGCGCUUCUCCUGCGCCGCGAUCUGCCGGUGGAUGUCGAGGCACUUCUCCUCCAGCUCCCGCUCGGCGCACAGGUCGGCGUGCGUGCCCACCAUGCACACCACGGCGUGCGGCACCUUGGCGCCCAGCCAGUGCAGGAAGUAGCCCACGGCGCCGUAGAAGCGCUGCGGCGCGUAGGCGCUCAGGUCCACGGCGAGCACGUAGAGGGCGCCGGGCGAGAGGAAGAAGGACUGCACGGCGUCGUAGCCCGGGUCGCCCGCCAGCUCGUACACGAUGAAGGCCAGGCCGCGGCGCGCGUCCGCCGCCCAGUCGGUGACCUCGACGCCGCGCCGCGCCGCCGCGCCGCCCGCCGCCUCGUCGCCCAUGAGGCGCCGCCGCAGCAGGCUCUUGCCGGCGCCCGCGGGGCCCAGCAGCACCAGCUUGAGGCGCGGCUUGAGCGCCGGCCGCGACUGCGCCAGCUCCUGCUGGUAGGCCGCGAUGUAGGGGAUGCCCUUCAUGCACACCUCGUAGGGCGGCUGGAUCAGCGGGUUGUCCUUGAUCUUCCAGAGGGUGACGCGCGCCAGCUGCCCGAAGCCCUCGGGCAGCACGGCGAUGAGGUUGCCCUGCAGCACCAGCUCCUCCAGGCUGCGCAGCCGCACCACGGAGUCGGGCAGGUAGCGGAUGCGGUUGUUGUCGAGCCAGAGCGCGCGCAGCUGGCGCAGCUGCCCGAGGCCGGCGGGCAGCAGCGUGAGCUGGUUGCGGCUCAGGUAGAGCUCCUCGAGGCCGCCCAGCGCCAGCACGGCCUCGGGGAACUCGGCCAGCGCGUUGGACGAGAGGUUGAGCGUCUUGAGGCGCUGCAGGCGGCCGAAGCCGGCGGGCAGGGCGCGCAGGCUGUUGCCGUCCAGCAUGAGGCUCUCGAGGGCGCCCAGCUGGCAGAGCCCCUCGGGCAGCGCCGCGAGUCGAGCUCCUCCAGGGCGGAGAGCUCCAGCAGCGGCGCCGGGAAGGCGGGCAGCAGGUUGUGGUCCACGUCGAGCGCCCGCAGGCGCUGCAGGCGGCCCAGGCCCUCGGGCAGCCGGCGCAGGCGGUUGAAGCUGAGGUCGAGCUCCUCGAGGCGGCCCAGCCCGGCCAAGCGCGGCAGCGGCGACGAGCUGGACGGCGACGCGGGCGGCGACGAUGAUGGCGUCGGCGUCGACGGCGGGGCUGACGACGUCGACAAACACGUUGACGGAGAGGUCGGCGACGUCGMUGUCGACGUUGACCACGUUGACGAAGACGUUGACGGCGUUGGCGAAGACGUGGAUGGAGACGUCGACAACGUYGACGAGGGCGUCGAUGAAGCGGCCGACGAAGUCGUCGGCGAGGUCGGCCACGCGGGCGGCGCGGGCAGGAGGCCCAGCUCGUUGUGGCUGAGGCUGAGCUUGCGGAGGCCSGCGAGGGCGGCGAGCGCGGCGCCGUCGGCGUCGCCCAGGCCGCGCAGGCGCCCCGCGGGCGAGGGCGGCGAGGCGCUGCGCGAGCUGCUCGAGGCCUGCCGCAACGGCGACGUGUCGCGCGUCAAGCGCCUCGUGGACGCCGCCAACGUCAACGCCAAGGACAUGGCCGGGCGCAAGUCCACGCCGCUGCACUUCGCCGCCGGUUUCGGCCGCAAGGACGUGGUGGAGCACCUGCUGCAGACGGGCGCCAACGUGCACGCGCGCGACGACGGCGGCCUCAUCCCGCUGCACAACGCGUGCUCCUUCGGGCACGCCGAGGUCGUGAGCCUGCUGCUGUGCCAGGGCGCCGACCCCAACGCCCGCGACAACUGGAACUACACGCCGCUGCACGAGGCCGCCAUYAAGGGCAAGAUAGACGUGUGCAUCGUGCUGCUGCAGCACGGAGCCGACCCCGGCAUCCGCAACACGGACGGCAAGUCCGCGCUGGACCUGGCCGACCCCUCGGCGAAGGCCGUGCUCACAGGUGAAUACAAGAAGGACGAACUCCUGGAAGCGGCGAGGAGCGGUAAUGAAGAAAAACUGAUGGCUCUGUUGACUCCCCUAAAUGUGAACUGCCACGCGAGCGACGGGCGCAAGUCCACCCCGCUGCACCUGGCGGCCGGCUACAACCGCGUGCGCAUCGUGCAGCUCCUGCUGCAGCACGGCGCCGACGUCCACGCCAAGGACAAGGGGGGUCUCGUGCCUCUCCACAACGCGUGUUCCUAUGGGCACUACGAGGUGACCGAGCUGCUGCUUAAGCACGGCGCCUGCGUCAACGCCAUGGACCUGUGGCAGUUCACGCCGCUGCACGAGGCGGCCUCCAAGAACCGCGUGGAGGUCUGCUCGCUGCUCCUGAGCCACGGCGCCGACCCCACCUUGCUCAACUGCCACGGCAAGAGCGCCGUGGACAUGGCCCCCACGCCGGAGCUGCGCGAGAGGCUCACCUACGAGUUCAAGGGACACUCGCUGCUGCAGGCCGCCCGAGAGGCCGACCUGGCCAAAGUGAAGAAGACCCUGGCCCUGGAGAUCAUUAAUUUCAAGCAGCCGCAGUCGCACGAGACCGCCCUGCACUGCGCCGUGGCCGCCGCGCAUCCCAAGCGCAAGCAAGUGACGGAGCUGCUCCUCAGGAAGGGGGCCAACGUCAACGAGAAGAACAAGGACUUCAUGACACCUUUGCACGUUGCAGCUGAGAAAGCUCAUAACGACGUCAUGGAGGUUCUGCAUAAGCACGGAGCAAAGAUGAACGCCCUGGACACGCUGGGCCAGACGGCGCUGCACCGCGCGGCGCUCGCCGGCCACCUGCAGACCUGCCGCCUGCUGCUCACCUACGGCUCCGACCCGGCCAUCAUCUCCCUGCAGGGCUUCACGGCGGCGCAGAUGGGCAGCGAGGCCGUGCAGCAGAUCCUCAGCGAGAGCACACCUGUGCGCACAUCCGAUGUGGAUUAUCGCUUGCUAGAAGCAUCCAAAGCCGGAGAUUUGGAAACUGUGAAGCAACUCUGCAGCCCGCAGAACGUCAACUGCCGGGACCUGGAGGGGCGCCACUCGACGCCGCUGCACUUCGCCGCCGGCUACAACCGCGUCGCCGUCGUCGAGUUCCUGCUGCACCACGGCGCCGACGUGCACGCCAAGGACAAGGGCGGCCUGGUGCCCCUGCACAACGCCUGCUCCUACGGGCACUACGAGGUGGCCGAGCUCCUGGUGCGACACGGCGCGUCCGUCAACGUCGCAGACCUCUGGAAAUUCACCCCCCUGCACGAGGCGGCGGCCAAAGGGAAAUACGAAAUCUGCAAGCUGCUUUUGAAGCACGGCGCCGACCCCACCAAGAAGAACCGCGACGGCAACACGCCGCUGGACCUGGUGAAGGAGGGCGACACGGACAUCCAGGACCUGCUGCGYGGCGACGCCGCCUUGCUGGACGCCGCCAAGAAGGGCUGCCUGGCGCGCGUGCAGAAGCUCUGCACGCAGGAGAACAUCAACUGCAGGGACACGCAGGGCAGGAACUCCACGCCGCUGCACCUCGCAGCCGGCUACAACAACCUGGAAGUGGCGGAGUACCUGCUGGAGCACGGCGCCGACGUCAACGCACAGGACAAGGGCGGCCUAAUCCCCCUUCACAACGCGGCCUCCUACGGGCACGUGGACAUCGCRGCGCUGCUGAUCAAGUACAACACGUGCGUGAACGCCACGGACAAGUGGGCCUUCACGCCGCUGCACGAGGCGGCGCAGAAGGGCAGGACGCAGCUGUGYGCCCUGCUGCUGGCGCACGGUGCCGACCCCACCAUGAAGAACCAGGAGGGACAGACGCCCCUCGACCUGGCCACGGCGGACGACAUCCGGGCCCUGCUGGUGGACGCCAUGCCCCCCGAGGCGCUGCCCUCGUGCUUCAAGCCGCAGGCCACGGUGCUGAGCGCCGCGCUCGUGGCGCCCGCCGUGGCGCCCUCCUCCUCGUCCUCCUCGUCCUCGUCGUCCUCGUCGUGCCUCGCGGCCGCCGGCAGCAUCGACAGCCUGGCGGGGCCGCUGGCCGAGCUGGCCGCUGCCGCUGCCUCCAGCGCCGGCGACGGCGCCGCCGGCGCCGACAGGAAGGAGGCCGAAGUUGCUGGUCUGGACAUGAACAUCACGCAGUUCCUGAAGAGCCUCGGGCUCGAGCACCUCCGGGACAUCUUUGAGACGGAGCAGAUAACCCUGGACGUGCUGGCGGACAUGGGGCACGAGGAGCUGAAAGAAAUUGGGAUUAACGCCUACGGACACCGCCACAAGCUGAUAAAAGGCGUGGAGAGGCUUCUGGGAGGACAGCAAGGCACCAACCCYUACCUGACGUUCCACUGCGUGAGCCAGGGCACCAUUCUGCUGGACCUGGCUCCCGACGACAAGGAGUAUCAAUCCGUGGAGGAAGAGAUGCAAAGUACGAUCCGGGAGCACCGGGACGGCGGGAAUGCUGGCGGCAUCUUCAACAGGUACAACGUCAUCAGGAUCCAGAAGGUGGUGAACAAGAAGCUGCGGGAGAGGUUCUGCCACCGCCAGAAGGAGGUGUCGGAGGAGAACCACAACCACCACAACGAGCGCAUGCUCUUCCACGGCUCCCCCUUCAUCAACGCCAUCAUCCACAAGGGCUUUGACGAGCGGCACGCCUACAUCGGCGGCAUGUUCGGAGCCGGCAUCUACUUUGCGGAGAACUCCUCCAAAAGCAACCAGUAUGUGUACGGCAUCGGCGGCGGCACCGGCUGCCCCACGCACAAGGACCGCUCCUGUUACCUCUGCCACAGGCAGAUGCUCUUCUGCAGAGUGACCCUGGGCAAGUCCUUCCUGCAGUUCAGCACCAUGAAGAUGGCGCACGCGCCGCCCGGCCACCACUCGGUCAUCGGGAGGCCGAGCGUCAACGGGCUGGCCUACGCCGAGUACGUCAUCUACCGCGGAGAGCAGGCAUACCCAGAAUAUCUCAUUACGUACCAGAUUGUGAAACCAGAGGCUCCCUCACAGACAGCGACAGCAGCCGAGCAGAAGACCUAGUGCCCGCGGGGCAGCGCGGCGGGAUGCGACUUCACUCUCGGACUGGACGGACGCGUGUUUCAGAAAAUCCGUAUCCUAUAAAAUUCCUACAAGGCCCGGAAGCAGCUGUGUGUGCUGCGUGAAGCACCGCUCCCUCGGUGCGAGCGCUGGCCGAGCAGCUCCCGCAGGGCCGGCGGCUGCUGCUCC